Messenger RNA from Lontra canadensis (Northern American river otter), 998 nucleotides. It is a transcript of the gene LCNL1, whose product is annotated as lipocalin like 1. The record is from RefSeq and is a predicted model, not a curated record. Gene Ontology annotation, molecular function: small molecule binding. Lineage: Eukaryota; Metazoa; Chordata; Mammalia; Carnivora; Mustelidae. Bases 265 to 816 code for a protein of 183 amino acids. The transcript is spliced from 6 exons.
UGGGGGCCGACAUAUCAGAAAACCUGUCUGAAGAUCUCCCCUGGCCUGGCCGGAUCUGAAGUCUCAGGAGGAAAGGCCACCGGGGGUGGGCGGGUCUCUAAGCACCCCACUGGGCCAGGUCCCUGCAGGGGACAACCAGAUCCCAGCCUAAUCUCAGUGGGCUUGGUCCUGGGCCAGCAGGCCAGCCCCCCAGGGCAUUCAGGGCUCAUAAAGCCUGGGCUGGAAAAGCCACCUCAGCUGUCCUGCUAAGAACCAUUGUCCACGAUGCUGCACCUGCUGGUGGCCGGCUGGGUCUUCGCCUUGCUCGGGGUGUCACCAGGCCAGGCCGAGGUCCCCAUCCAGCCCAACUUUGACGCCAGCCAGUUCCAGGGCACCUGGUAUGUGGUUGCGGUGGCAUCGGAUGACCAGGGCUUCCUAGACUCCAAGGACAACCUGAAGAUGCCCGUGGUCUUGGUGACCCCCUUGGCAAACGGUGACCUGGCCCUCAAGUUUGGGUACUCUACGCCUGAUGGCGGGUGCCAGAAGGUGGACACGACCUUCACCAAGGGUGCUGUGGAUGGGCAGUUCAGCAACAAUGCCUUGGCGCAGACGGACAUCCGCGUGGCGUCCACCGACUACGAGCAUUUCGCAGUGCUGUACGUGGAGACGCAGAAGGAGGGCGUCAGGAGCGUCUGGCUGCAGCUCUACGCCCGCGUCCCGGAGCUGUUUCCUGAGGGCGCCCAGAAGAUGCAGCAGCUGGCGCCCCAAAUAGGCCUGAACCCCAGCCAGGGUGCCCUGCUGCCCUCAUCAGACCAGUGUGCUGGCGCCUUCUCCUAGGUGAGUACCCAGGGCCAGGCCUGGACACCCCUCCCCAGACCGUGCAGUGCCCCGUGCCCCAUGCCCCAGGGUCCCUCCUGGCCAAACGGCUGCACAGUGGGGGUCCUCAUCCUGGGAGCAAGGUGGGGACCGUUCCAUGGAAUCAAGGGGGGACAGCAAGCAGCAGUGGGGAGGGACAGAGU